This is a messenger RNA of Panonychus citri (citrus red mite), 2738 nucleotides long. Its product is annotated as ABC transporter G family member 20-like. The coding region runs from base 332 to 2551 and encodes 739 amino acids. Lineage: Eukaryota; Metazoa; Arthropoda; Arachnida; Trombidiformes; Tetranychidae. Gene Ontology annotation, cellular component: membrane. Gene Ontology annotation, molecular function: ABC-type transporter activity; ATP hydrolysis activity; ATP binding. The record is from RefSeq and is a predicted model, not a curated record. The transcript has 10 exons.
UCAAUUUGAUUGAUUGUUUGGUUGGUUGGGAAAAAAAAGUUAACUAAAGUCAAAGGAAGAGUGAAAAUUAACUUUCAAUUGUAACAAUCAAACUAAUUCCCGUACAAGGAAAACUAUGAUCAACAUUAAAUCAUCACUUUACUCACCAUCAACAUAACUAAUUGUAACAAUUACUUGAAUUUACAACAAUCAGUGUCUCAGAAAUUCAAUUACUCAAAGUGUCGUAAUUUAAAAUACUAAUUUUCCCUUUUCUCAUAAUAUUAAUUGUGAUUUUCGUGUUGGUCAACAGUUAAAAUAAAAACAUCAACAACAAUAUAGUUAAUUGAUUAUCAUGGAGACAAUUAAUUUAGGCGAUAUCAUUGAUGAGAAAUCAACAACAACAAAACCAUCAUCACAAUCAAUUGUUGGUAACAAUAAACGAGAAUCUAAUGUAACAAUUAAAUCACCUUCAUUAGCUGUUCUUAUGAAAAAUGUUUGCUACAAUUAUGGAACCUCAGUCAAACCCUUAAUUGCUCUGAAUAAUGUUAAGGUUAAUAUUCCGGAAGGAAUAAUUUACGGUCUAUUAGGUCCAAGUGGGUGCGGUAAGACGACACUUCUAAGGUGUCUCUUAGGCCGAUUGAAACCCCAAUCGGGCGAUGUUCAGAUCUUUGGAUAUAAACCCGGAACUCGAGAGAGUUUAGUUCCAGGCCCUGGAGUGGGUUAUAUGCCUCAGGAAUUAGCUUUGUACAUGCAAUUUACGAUUAAGGAGACAAUCAAUUAUUUUGGACAAUUAACUGGUAUUCCAAAGGAGGAGAGACAUUCUCGAGUUGAAUUUCUUUUAUCGUUUUUAGAUCUUACUGAUGCUGAUAGAAUGGUUUCAGAUUUAAGUGGUGGUCAAAGAAGACGAGUAUCCCUUGCAGUUGCCUUGGUCCAUAAGCCGCCAUUGCUUAUCCUCGACGAGCCGACAGUAGGAGUCGAUCCAUUGCUAAGAGAAAGCAUUUGGAGCCAUUUAGUUCAUUUGACACAAUCAGAGGGAAUGACAGCAAUUAUAACAACUCAUUAUAUCGAGGAGGCAAGACAAGCAAAUAUCGUUGGAUUAAUGAGAGAGGGCAGUUUACUCGUUGAAGAAGAUCCUGAUAUUCUGAUGAGAACUCAUCAGAAAGAUACACUUGAGGGCAUUUUCUUGAAGAUUUGUCAUGAACAACGAAGCUUAACUACUUCAAGUUCGACUAAUUCAUUUGUACGAGAAAAUGGUGGUACAAAUCCAGCGACAAUUAACAAUAUCAGGAAAAGACAAUCAGCUGAUCAAUCAGGUAACAAUUUAACUAAAGAAGUUAAAUGGAAAAGAUCAAGACCCGAACCUUUAACCGAUAAACCAGAGAUGUUCAAAGAUUCGUGUAGGAAGAUUGGAGCUUUAACUGAGAAAAUGGCGAUUAGAUUGAGACGAAAUAUUCCAAUGCUUACUUUUCAAUUAGUUCUUCCAACGAUACAAAUCAUGUUAUUCUGUAUUUGUAUUGGUCAAGAGCCCAAGAAUCUUGACCUUGCUGUUUACAACAAAGAUUUCAACGGAGGAAAUUAUAGUCAAAAAUUUCUGGAAUUGAUUGAUCCUAAUUACGUUAAAAUUAAUUACUUUGAUUCCAAAGAAGCAGCAAUGGAUCGGGUCAAAGAGGGUUGGGCUCAUGGGGCAUUGAUUUUCAAUCCUAAUUACAGUUUACAAUUAGAUAAUAGGUUCGAUAUGUUCGAGAUGAUGACCGAUGCCAAGGGAAAGAUAAUUAAUGAUAGUACAAUUUACUUUCAUUCGGAUGGAACAGAAUUUCCAAUUCAGAUAACAUUAAUCACCCAAUUGGUAACAUCGGCUCAGAAAUGGAUAAUCAAUCUGGUUAAUGAAAGUUUUCCUUUCAUGGCCUCGGCGAUUGCAGAGCCGCUAUUUAAACCCGUUGAUCCGCCAAUUUAUGGAGAGUUGAAACCUUCAUAUCGUAACUUUAUGGCCCCAGGGUUAAUUCUUGGUAUAUCUUAUAUCCUUGCAGUUGGAUUAACGGCUCUUUGUUUCGUCAUGGAUCGUAAAGAGGGUCUUCUUGAACGGACUUUUGUCGCCGGAGUUCAGGCAUAUCAGAUACUCUUUGCUCAUAUAAUAAUCCAAUGUACAAUCAUCUUAAUUCAAACGAUAUUACUUUUAUUCACCAUUUUUGUCAUCUUCGGGAUUGACCUUAACGGAAGCAUCAUAUCAGUCACAAUAUUGACCUUACUUCAAGGAAUCGCGGGAAUGUCUUUCGGUUUCCUGAUCUCGGCUCUUUGUUAUGAGGAGCAAUCGGCCAUGUUAAUUUCUGUUGGCUCAUUUUAUCCCAAUCUAAUUCUUUGCGGUAUUUUAUGGCCUUUGGAAGCGAUGCCCGACUUCAUGAGGGACAUGAGCUAUUUAAUGCCACAAACUUUAGCAAUUAAGAGCAUGAGAUACAUAAUCACUCGAGGCUGGGAGUUCACUCGCUUCGAGGUGUACAUUGGCUUCUUUGCCACUGGUUGUUGGAUUCUCAUAUUCAAUAUACUUGCUGUCGUAAUAUUUGCUGUGAAAAAAUAAACAUCCAAAACAAUUAGUUAAUCCAAUUAACUCUCAUUCCUAAAAAUAAUUGAAUAGACAAAAAAUGAAAUGUUCAAAAUUAAUAUUAUUGUAAAUUCAUUACAAUCACUGACUUUGGUAUACAAAUCACAUUAAUCAUUUUACAAUAAGUUAAUUACUGAUAUUAAAUUGUUUUCUUUCCCCCAUA